UUUCGAGGCGGGUGGCAGUCAGACCUCCAGCAACGCGGCCACAUUGUGAAGCUGCCAAACUCUCUCUAGUGGUGGAAUCUGCAGGUCUCCGCCAGAAAGGAGAUGGGAACGCGAAGGGAAUGAUGGCCCCGUCCUUUUCCCCUUGCUAGUGUUCCACACGCUUAGGGACUCCCUGCCUCUCCUUCCACCUCAGUUUUCAACCCGGUGGGUUAGUGAUUUGGGUGGAACCAAGAUUUCCGUGUGUGUGUGUGUAUGUGUGUGUGUGUGUGUCUGUGGUGCACAGGUAAAGCUGGAGCUGGAACUUUUUAUUUGAGCAGGAAGAAGAAUGGAGGCAUUUUACAGUGUGCUUGCCGCUCCUAGCUGAAAGAACAAUUCUUGCACAUUUCUGAUGUUGCUAGACUCAUUUUCUUUUUUUCUUUUUUUUUUUUUUUACCGAAGAGCCAACCUGCAAUUUAGGGUUGUUAGUUGUUUUAUUUUCUCAAAUCCUGUAAUGCAGGAUUGACACUAUAGAGAUAGAAAUGACCCUUUUGCAAAGUUUAUUUUCCCAGUCAUUUCAAAAUAUAGUAUUGGUUAUUACGGCAGAAGCUUUUGGCCGCGAUUUAUGAUUACACUAUUAAGUUUAAUGAAUGUGUCACAGAAUCCUCAGUGUUUUAAUUAUGUAACUGUGAAUGCAUUAUAAACUUAAAAGUAAAAUGAACAGGAUGGAAUAUAAGAGUUAAUGAAUACAGAGACCUGUUAAUUUGAUAACAAUUGAUGUAUAGAAUAUGCUUUUGCUAACAGUAUAUUUAAUUGCAAAUGAAAGUGUUAGUAACUAUUUCAGUGUAUAAGAUAUAUUUAUUGAUAUUAUAUAACAAUGAAUUUGCUUAUUUUCUUUGUAUAUUUCUGUGUAUUUUGGAGAGCUAUUAUAAAAUUAACUCAAAAGUACUUAAUAUGGUUAGAGUAAUAAAGCUUUAUGUACAGGGUUUAAAAUUUCUUUGCUGAUUUGUAGCUGGGGGUGAGGUGGGGGAUCAGCUCCUUUCCUCCAGGGAGAACUUUGAUUUUGUCACCAGCCUAUCAAAAUGAGUACCUGGUUUUAAGCUUUCCCAAAGGUUAGCCAAUUCCACUGUGUACGCCUGUCCCAUUUUGAUGAUACUUCCUAAGAGACAAAUUUCUUGUAAAGGCUGCAUGUUGACCUUUAGUUCCACUUACUGUCGGUCAUAUUUGCAGUGAAACUGAGUAUUUUUCUAAAAGUAGAAGGAUGACACCACGUGAUAAGAAGAUAUUAGUAACCUAGGUUUAAUUUUUACUAGCAGAAAUGGAAAGAUAAUGAGUGCUACACUUUAAGGGGGUGGAUUGCUAUUAAAAGAACUGAUACUAGAAAGAGAAACACAUUUUUGUCUUACUGAACGAAUUAUGGGUUAUCUUACCAAGUUGGCAAGGUUAAUGGUUUGUUUGUAAGGUUAAGGAUGGUUUCAGAAAAGUCACACCCUAGUUAACUCUUCUUAAAAAGUAUUGAUGACUUAGUUUUUGCAAGUUGCAAAUGGUAAAGUAAGAAUAUUUGAAAGAAACCUCUAAGAUGAGCAUCUAGGUGCAGCUAAACAUUUUGUUUUCAUUGUUGUGUUGUACUUUGACAGUUAAGCCAUUUUAUUUCUGCUUAGUGUUCAGUUAAUAUUCCUCCAGAGAUGUUUUGGUUCAUCUUUUACUUGUUUUUAGUGGUCUUUGAGACUAGUGGUUACAAAAUGUUUUCACUAUUUUGAAAGAAUUUUUAAAAAUUGAUGUUUUUUUUCCAAGUGCUUUUCCAUUAUUGGUCUCUUCUUAAAUAGCCACUCUGAAAAUACUACCUGUUUCUUUUUCUUUCUCUUUCUUUCUUUCUUUUCUUUCGUAAAAAUGUUUUGGUGGGCUUCAGGUUAGGGCCAUGAAAAAAAUGAAAAUAAAUGUUUUGGUAGCUAGAAUUAGAACUCACAGCUUCUUCUGUACCAAUUUCUUUGCCUAAAAUUUGUCUUUUCAUAAUAUAAACUUUAAUGAUGAAUGAGAUUUUUAUUUACCAAUAUUUGAAAGGGCUAUGUGCAGGUCCUCAUAUUUAUAAUCUUAUGAUUUGUGAUAGAUGUUGUUAAAUUUUUUCUUACUGCUGUUUUGUUAGUGAUCUGUGCUGAAGCUUGAGAUUUACGACUUUUUUGUGUGUGUACGGAUUUUGUGUGGACAUAAACAUUUCCAAAUGGAGCUUUGUAUAUUUUUGGGAAAGCCACUCCCUUUUCUGGGUUCCUAGUGCCAUUCAGGUUUACUGUUAUUAGAAGGAUUUAUUUCCAUGUCUGGCCUCCCCUCUGACCCAGUCUCAGGCCAUCUCUUUAUAUGUGCACCAGUGCCUGCAUAGUGUGGGGAUAUAUAAUAAGACUCAAGAAACAUUGUUGAAUGACUGAAUAAGUGAAUACCUAAGUGGGUACACCCGAAGAAGAACUCAGACCUGUAUGGGAAUUCACUGUUCAAGCAGAAGGGUGUUUCCCUUUUUAAAAAAGUCAUUGCCUUUCCAUGUUACUUUUGAGUAGGAUAACAAUUAAAACAGUCAAACUGAGACACUUUUGAGAGUUAAAGGGGGUUGCUUUCAAUAAUUAUGCCAGGGUAUUGACUAUGAAUUGAGAUAUAUUGUCACUCUUCUUUUGAAAGUCUUUCUUAUUUACCUGUGAUAAUAACUAUCACCUGAGAAAUUCAAUACAUUUGGUAGUUAAUGUUUGCAAACUUUUCUAUUUGUAGAAGCUCCACUUGCAGUGAAAUGUUGGGUGUCUUUUGCUUAGUCACCCAUGACUUUCUUAUCCAGAAGUCUGUGGGCAGCUCUUGGCCAAUGCUUAGUUUUUCCUAUUUUUAUUGCUUAUGGGAUAAUGUCCCACUGCAUUCUGUUUCAGCUUCUUAUAACUGGAGGCAUUUAUUAUAUCCUGUAGCCUUUGCUCUAUUUACUUCAGUCUUUGUUUUUAUGCAGCAUUUAGUCUAUCUUCUAAGAAUUUCACAUGGAUUCCUUUUCCUCUUGCUGACUGUUUUGGAGAGGAAAUCUGUUGAUAUCUUUCCAAGCCUUCAGUGUUCAGAACAUUGGCCAAAAUCAGUUGCAAGCAUUAGAGAAUUACAGAUUUUUAAAGUAGUCUAAAAAUGUGUGUUAUUUGAAAGAUACAUGUUUUGGGAAUUUUUAUAUUACAAUCUUUUAAUUGUUAUAAGUGGGAGAUGGGGGUAGAACCCUUACUGUAAUUUUGUAGUAGAUUUCUUUAUGGGUUAUGUCUUAAAGAAAAGGUAUAAUCUUAUACUAGUUAGUUUCUGGUCUUGUUCUUUUUAUUUUUCCCUCUUUUUCACCAUAUGCCUCUGCCUCCUCCUCCUCCGCCUCCUCCUCCGCCUCCUCCUCCUGCUCUUCCUCCUCCUCCACCUCCUCCUCCGCCUCCUCCUCCUACUCUUCCUCCUCCUCCCACAAAGCAGGAUGCCGAGUCAAAAUUAGAAAAAGUGAGAAUGUAAUGGAGCUCCUGCACCUUGGUUUUUCUUGUGUUGCUCCCUUGGACAUUGUGUUUAUAUUCUAUUUUUGGCUUGGCACUGGCAUAAUAGGAAUAAUCAGUUACUACUCUUUGUUUACUAUGAAAUUACCAACCAUUUCCUAGAUUUACACAUCAGCUCCAGUGCAAGAGUUGGGUAAUGUCUUUAAGACUCCUCUGCUUUCAAAUCCAGACUAAAGUUUUAGUUGAUUUCUUUCUUUUGGUGUUGAAAAAGAAACUCUUUGAAAGUGUAAAUAUUUUUCUAAUGCAUUUAAAAGCUUGAAAAGAAGAAUAUGUCACCAAAUACACGAGGCAAAUUAUAUGAAAGUUUGAAUGAGAUUUAAGACUGUCAAAACUAUUCUUUAGGAUUAAGACAUUCAGAUAUUUCUAAUGUUCUUCCUGCUUGUUUUUCAAUUGACAUUUCUAAAAGUAUAAAUGAAAUCUAUCCCACUUUGUGAUAGAUGUAGUCUUGAGAAAUAAAGUGGAAAUACAUAACUGUAUUUGAUAUCCAACCAUAUAACCAGACAGUAUUGGUUGAUACCUUUUUUUCUGUCGCAUAAUUUAUGAUUUUAGAAAAUAGAAGCUCAUAGGCAAAAGAGUCCAUGAUUCAGAGGGAUUUUGUAUAAGACUUUCCACGAUGUGCCACCAAAUCCUAAUAUUUUUCAAGUUGGAAAUAACCUUGCAGCUAAGUAGUUCCCCCAACCAUUUCACAAAUGAGGCAAUAAAGCUUUUAGAUAAAGUGCCUACCCAUACACUUAGAAUAGAAUUUCACUUAUAGAAAUUACUUGAUAUACAUUUUGCAGGAUCGUGAUUAUUGUGUAAAAGGCUAUACAUGUUGUCUUAUCAUUGAACAGAGGCCAGAGUAGUAAAGUAAAUGAACUUUGGAGUCAGACCAAUUGGGGUUCCAAUUCCUGCUCUGACUCUCAUGUAUACCUGGAGUAGAACAGAAAAAUUAUUAUGUCUGUGUUCCCUUGGGACUCAUUGGAAAUUGUACAGUGACAUCUUCUGGGAUUUAGUCUGGAUUGUGCAGACUGGUGCUUAAAAUGGAAGUCGAUAUUAAUGGAGAGUCUAGAAGUACCCUGACCACCCUGCCCUUCCCUGGGGCUGAAGCCAACUCCCCGGGAAAGGCGGAGGCAGAGAAGCCCCGCUGCUCCAGCACACCCUGCUCCCCGAUGCGGAGGACCGUGUCAGGCUACCAGAUCCUACACAUGGACUCUAACUAUUUGGUUGGCUUCACGACUGGCGAGGAACUCCUGAAGUUAGCUCAGAAGUGCACAGGAGGUGAAGAGAGCAAGGCAGAAGCCAUGCCAUCCUUACGCUCCAAACAGCUAGAUGCAGGACUUGCCCGUUCCUCUCGUUUGUAUAAAACCAGAAGUAGGUACUACCAGCCAUACGAGAUUCCAGCUGUCAAUGGCAGGAGGCGAAGGCGGAUGCCAAGCUCAGGAGACAAGUGCACUAAAUCUUUACCUUAUGAACCUUAUAAGGCCCUCCAUGGGCCUCUGCCUCUUUGUCUUCUUAAAGGUAAGAGGGCUCACUCCAAAUCUCUGGACUACCUCAAUCUAGAUAAAAUGAUCAAGGAGCCAGCUGACACAGAAGUGCUACAGUACCAGCUUCAACACCUAACCCUCCGAGGGGACCGUGUGUUUGCUAGGAAUAAUACAUGAAUGACUUGGAGAGAGCUUAAACAAGUUUAGGUCAGCCUUCGCUUGGCUAGAAAAAACCCACUGCUGUACUCUGUACAUGACUCUUCACACUAUAGAUGGUUAUAUCAGCUAAGUGUUCCUGGAACAUAAAAAUUGUUUGGAUCAAAUUUGAAUACAGGAAUGAAAUCAUAGGUACUUGGGGGGGAUAUCAUUCUAGAGCACGCAACUGCAAAGAAAACAGAAUGUUGACUGAUAGUUUGUAUAGCUUUUUAGCUAGGAAAAAAGGCUUUGGUACAGUAAUUUCAUCUUUAUGAUUCUGACACUCAAAUUGGGAAUGUUAUCUGCUUGGUUGUUGCUGACUUGAUAUGAUUCAUUAGAAAUUUAUAUCUUAAGUACUCAAGUACUUCUUGAAUCUCUGUAUUUUACUAUAAAAUGUAUGUAAUGAUUUGUUUUAUGAAAUUUAGAACUUGAACAUUGCUGAAUUGGACCACUUUUUAUUUUUAAAUAUUGAGUUUAAAUAUUUUAUAACUGGUUUUGCACUGAAAAAAUUAACAUUUCAGAUUGACAAGAGAGUAAUCUUUCUUCACUUGCCUCAAUAAUAUUAUUGAGCAAUGAAUUUUUUAUUUCCGCAUGGAAAGUUAUUGAUCUCUAUGGCUGUAAAAUAUUUCUUUAUAGCGUUAUUAAAGUGUGUCUUAAUAAAAUUAAAUUUGGGAUACAAAGUAUUUAUUUUACAAUGGGUGGGCGGGGGAAGCUUUUCCAGAAAGUUUCCAAUAUGACGUUUUCAUAAGUUGAAAAAACUCUCCUUAGUGCUUAUUUUCUAACUUAAAAUUCACCUGGAACUUUAAAUGGGAAAGGAUUCUUUUAAUUGUGGAUUAUAGGCAUAAUACUGUUUGCAUCUGAAUUUUCUGUAAGUGAAUAAUAGUUUAAUAGAGGAACUCAUGAUUUGUACUAUCGAAUGAUUAAACUAAGUAUGAAGUGAUACCAUUCAGCAUGGCAUCAGGUCAUUGCAGUUUUAGUUCUGUGCAACACAAGCACUCACUGAAAUUCCAGUUUCUAGGAUUAGUGUAGGAGCCUAACGUGCUUCUACUGUUUUAAUGGGUUAAUCCCGGAUUACUUAACAAUUUAUGUCAAUCGCACUGGUUUAAUUUGUUGCUAAAGAAAUAAUGCCCUGGCUUUAGUAACAAAUACAGCUCAACUAUUCUUGAAUAUAUUUUGAAAAAAAAAUGUGUGUAACUUACCUUUUGUAAACGUUCUAUUUCUUUUUUCCCCCCAUUUUUGACUCUUAAAGGUGCAAUUUAUUACUGAAUUGGGAUUUCUGGCAGCAUAGAACUGCUUUUUAUUUUGGGGUCUGUGAGUUUCUUAGGUGUUAGCAAUCUUGCUUAUAAAAUAAGAACACCUUUUAAUUAAUGAGUGGGUCAUUCCUGGUGCAAUUGUGAUUUUUCUUUAGCCAGAAUGAAUGGCAAACUCUAUUUAGAGCAAAGUAAGUAUUAGAAAACCCUAGGAACUCUUAAUCAACAUUUAUUACACUUUCAUCAAGGCAAACUAUGUGAAAGAGCCUUGGGGAAGUUGGCCCAUAUCUUACUGAGUUGAUCAGAUUUCUCGUUGGGCUGGAAAUGUUUAGCUGUUGUAUAUUUUAAAGUAAAUUGCACCUUUGUAACAUAUUGUAUUGACGAAUGAUCACUAAGAUUAGCUAUAUCUAUACAGUCAUCAGUUUGACAAGAAAUAGAAUCCUGUCAGAUGCCAAAGAGUGGGAUUUUUACGUUUAAUGAUUAAACACCAUUAUUUAUUGACAAUUUACCCUGUGGAACUGUAUUAUUUCUAACUAUGAAAUAAAGGGGUGAUGUAAACACA
Messenger RNA from Pongo pygmaeus (Bornean orangutan), 6976 nucleotides. RefSeq names its product macrophage immunometabolism regulator (gene MACIR). NCBI's taxonomy places the organism in Eukaryota, Metazoa, Chordata, Mammalia, Primates, Hominidae. The coding region runs from base 4526 to 5146 and encodes 206 amino acids. Gene Ontology annotation, biological process: negative regulation of fibroblast migration; negative regulation of cytokine production involved in inflammatory response. The transcript is spliced from 3 exons. The record is from RefSeq and is a predicted model, not a curated record.